GCAGCAGCAGCAGCAGCGGGCGGCACCAGCGGCAGCAGCAGCAGCAGCCAGCAGUGUCGAGUCGAACGUGUUGGUGGAAGGGUGUGCGCGCGCUGCCUCCGAGCCCCCACGACCUCCAGUGUUGUGCCCAGGAUGUACCAUGACCCCCGCUGACCUGACCCCCAGCGGCGCGGGGCCGGCAAAGCAUCACCAAUAUCACCACAUCCACCACCACAACCACCACCACAACCACCAAAUAGAGCAUCACCACCACCACCACCACCGCCAGCAACAGGAGCAGGAAGACUAAACAGUAGAACAGCGGCGAGGAACAGCAGAAGGGGCAAGGCCAGGAGGUGGAGGAGGAGCAGGAGAGGACGAGGAGGAGGAGGAGGAGCAGGGUGUGAUGUGGCCCCUCAACCCCUUGCCCGCCCACUGCCCGGCUCCCCCCCACCCCCGCCUUGCUGCCACACUUCUGCUGACCACACUACUGAUUGCAGGCGUGGGCGGGGAGUGCGGCUUCACGGCGUGCAUUGACCAGUACGUGGCGGCGGGCGUGGAGGAGGGCCCCACUCCGGCCUUCUGCGUCCUGGCGGCCAGCACCUCGGACUGCAUGGCGCCGCUGUCCAGCUCCUGCCGCAGCUACAUCCCCUACGAGACGCAGCGCCGCAUGCUGGACAACCUCAUGAAGCGACACGACUGCGCCACCAUCCUCGCCACGCACCACCCGCCCCCCGCCGCCCCUGACGGCGCCCCCCCGCCCGCCGCCGACGAGUGCCAGUACCGGGGGACCGCUGCGCCCGCCCACUGCGGCCUGUUCGGCGACCCGCACCUCAAGACCUUUGGCGGUGCCUACAUGACUUGCGGCGUGGGCGGGGCGUGGCCGCUGCUCAACACGCCCGCGCUGGCCGUGCAGGUCACCAACGAGCAGGUCGGCCCCGACAACCACGCCACGGCCACCACCAAGGUGACGGUGCUGGUGAAGGAACACGGGUCCUGCGGGGGGGAGCGCACGUACGAGGCGUCGGCGGAGGCGCUGCCGCGGGCCUUCGUGGACGGCACCACCUGGACGGGCGGCUCCGCGUCACGCCCGCACACGCAGGUACAGGAGCGCGUCCCCGGCGAGCACGUCCUCAUCACCGUCGCCUACAUCAACGCCACCGUCGCCGUCAGGAAGAUCGAGAAGUACCUGACGGUGCAUGUGACGCUGCCGGAGAGCGAGGUGGGUGAGGGCGAGGAGAUGCAGCUGUGUGUGGGGGGCUGCCCGGACAACGAGAGGCUGCCCACGGCGCCGCCCCCGCCCGUGGCCUCCCCCGCCAUGGCCAAGUCUCAGGCCGUGAUUCUGUGCAAGGAGUACAACAUGACGGACUACUACCUGGACUCCUGCAUCUUUGACCUCAUGGCCACGGGUGACAAGAGCUUCCGGGUGGCGGCCCUGACGGCGCAGCGCGACCUGUGGGAGCACGACCCCGUCGGGGCCCAGCGGCUGCUCCUCAACUGCUCGGAGCCGCCCUGCGUGUGGGAUGUCUCUGCUGCCCACAUCUCCGCCUCGCCGAGUCUCGCGCUGCUCCUUGCGGCCCUCGUGCUGUUGGGCGGCGCGCGUCGGGCCGGGCGGUGAGCGGUGGCGGCUGAGUGGCGCACCGGCCCGGAUGGUGCUGCUUCAGGGGCGGACCUGCGGCUGUUUGAGGCAAUGACUCCACGAGGGUUGUCCUCAAACACUUGUGGACCACCUCGAGUGGUGGGACCUUGAGGAGGAGGAGGGGAAGGAGGAGGCAGGUUAGCAGGCAUCCCUGGAGUCACCCUCCCCUGCCGGAGGCACGCCGACACGAGGCGGCAGGCCCCGACGGGGAGUGGCCUGAGCCUGGGCUGGCAGGGACAUGGCCACCCACGGAGCGGGGCGGGGCGGGGCGGAGACGGUGAGGGCGCGACAUGAACCGCGAGGUCAAGGUGCCGUGACCACGAGGGCCGCGUCCCCGAGACGUUGGCGCGGCGGUGUAAAUACUGUACAUAGUCUUGGACCAGCGGGGGGCGUCCUGCCUCCCCUGGCGUGUGUGUGUGUGUGUGUGUGUGUGUGAGAGAGAGAGAGAGAGAGAGAGAGAGAGAGAGAGAGUGUGUGUGUGUGUGUGAGAUGUAAUUAUUUGCUCUUAAAAGUUUCCUAAAUUAAAAGUUUUAACUUUGAACACUGUAUCUAUUAGUGUUGUUUGUACCGAAUGAGGAGUUAUGUAAGUACGUACGUACGUACGUUAGUGAUGUACUUUUACAAGCACCGAGAUUCACUCAAAGACAAGCGUAGGUAAUUAUAACAGAUCUCAGAUGUUCGUGUUAGUCCGUAAAAUACUGUUUGUCGCUACAUCCGCCGCUGAGGGAUCAAGUGGCCCUCGCGCCGAGCCGAGGCGCCGCCACCCUCGGCCUCGCAGCGGCGGCCGCGUCGUGGCCGCCGCCUCCAAGACCUGAGCUUAACGUAGGCGCGUAGACCCCGCCGCCCGUCGAGGCAGGCGGGUAGUGUGGUCGUUUCAGUCAUUGUUCUUAGGUUCGCUUUCCUCGGUGUCCCGAGUGUUGAGCGAGGGGAGGGAAGGAGGGAGGGAGGGUAGGGGGGUGGACGACCGACCGCAGAAAAAGCGGCGCCAUUCAUUUGGGGUAAAUCUGUGUUGUGCCAACCCUGACGGUCCGUGUGACGCUUCUCGCUGAAACACUCCGGAAAGACACGAUGGCGACAAUAACUAGUGUGUGUUGUGGCCCGGGUACGGAGGCGCUCCAUUGCCCGGGCAAGUAGGAGUGAGGUGGGCCCCACGGGCACUCUUAGGGUGCUGCCCUGCGAGUUCCUUGGCGUCAACAGCUUUUUUUUAAUUGUUUUUUAUCAUGUGAUGAAACUAUACUUAGGUACACGCCGGGGGCGCGGCUGCUAGACUGCUGGGCAGAGCAGCUGCGGGUGGCUGUUCCAAGCUAAUCAGUUGUUAAGGUUAUGGUGUAAUAUGUACAGCUGGGGUGGUGGGGAGCUGGAAUUGGAGAGACGCACACAUAGAGUCUGAAAACAAUGAUAUCCAGUUUGAGGCGCCAUGGACGUGAACGUGCGCGGUUGAAGCGUGCCCGGCAGGUGUUUGGGGGGAGGGUUCAGAGAUGUGUCGACACGCAGGUAACAGUAUACAGUUCACGUCCUGGCGUCGCGGGAAGGUCGUGUGUGUGUGUGUGUGUGUGUGUGUGUGUGUGUGUGUGUGUGUG
Messenger RNA from Eriocheir sinensis (Chinese mitten crab), 3198 nucleotides. RefSeq names its product repulsive guidance molecule A-like. Gene Ontology annotation, biological process: BMP signaling pathway. Gene Ontology annotation, cellular component: plasma membrane. Lineage: Eukaryota; Metazoa; Arthropoda; Malacostraca; Decapoda; Varunidae. The record is from RefSeq and is a predicted model, not a curated record. Bases 386 to 1597 code for a protein of 403 amino acids. Gene Ontology annotation, molecular function: coreceptor activity. The transcript is spliced from 6 exons.